ACUGGAUAUCACACCGAGACAGGUGAUCCUUUGUGAUCAGAGGUGUUGGGAAUCAAUAACCUGAGGGGGUGUGUCUUGUUAAACUGGUCCUGACUACAUUAUCAGCUAUCAUUUAGCUGUUUCUAAUCUCUAAUACUACAUAGCUGUUGCAAAGGGGGGAAUCAACUAGAACUUGAAGGCACAUAAUACUGGUAAAAGCCAGGAAGAUUCCUUCCUAGAUCGGGGUAGCGGUACCAUGUCCAGUCCAACUGAGGAUGUCCAGUGCAAAGUGGAUGCAAAGGAUGCAUACGACGAGCAGAACAUGUUUGAGAAUGGGAGGAUAAACUUGCAGAUCGGAGCCCCAGCAUACACCAUCCUCCAACAGUGUGCUCGCAUCAUGAGAGUGGCAACUGAACACAGAAUGAAAAGUGAAGAGAAGGAAGGCUUCCUGUUCCAGUAUGGCCCACGGAAUGGAGACAUAGCCUACAGGAAAGAGUUGGCCUCUUUCCUCACCAGGCAUUACAGAUAUCCAGUUGACAGUUCUUCCUUAGUGGUGACAGCAGGGGCAACACAAGGCCUGUUCAUGCUGGCUUCCCUGUUGUUCAACCGAGGAGAUGUAGUGUUUGUAGAGGACCCCACCUACUUCAUAGGCUUCCAGAUACUGAAGACAGACUUGGGAUUAAAGACAAUUUCAGUUCCUAUGGAUGAAGAAGGCAUUAAUGUGGACAUGCUGGAUGGACUGUUGGAAGAGCACAAGAAAUCCCCGACUGUCUGUGUCACAGAAGAUCGGCCCUUCUGGACCAUGCUGUACCUCAUCCCCACCUUUCACAACCCAACAGGACGCUGUCUCUCCCAACGUCGCUGCAGACAGCUUGUCCAGGUGGCCAGGAAGCACCACAUACUGGUGGUGUGUGAUGACGUGUAUAACACCCUGUGUUAUGAGAAGGACUCCCAGGGAAACUUUGUAACUCCUCCUCCUGCGCUCAUUUCAUUUGACCAAGAGACAGACCCUGGAUUCCAUGGUAACGUGGUAUCAAACGGCUCCUUCAGCAAAAUCCUGAGCCCCGGGCUGAGGCUGGGGUGGAUACAGGCACCGAAGAAGAUUCGGAGCUUAAUAAUGAACAGCUCGUACUGUGACAGUGGAGGUGCCUUCAAUAACUACACCUCAGGGAUCAUUGCCAGCGCCCUCCAACUCGGACUUGUUGAGCAGAACUUGGGCAAGAUCCAGGAGAUCUAUGCAAGAAACAUGAAUGCUGUUCACAAAAUCAUUAUAGAGGAAUGGCCGACAGGGGUUUCCUGCCUGUUGCCUAAGGGUGGUUUCUUCAUUUGGGUGGAGUUUCCUCAGGGUUUCAGCUGCACAGAACUGAAGAAAAUCUGCAUCAUGGACCACAAUGUGUCAUUCUAUGUGGGAAGCAUAUGUUCGCCUCAGGGACUGUUUGAGAACUGCCUGCGUGUGUGCUUCGCGCUGUACGACUUGGAGACUCUCACUGAUGCUGUGAGGAAGAUUGGACAGUGUGCAAGGCUGAUGAUGGAGACCACUUAGUAGUGCUUAGAAUGCUUUAGAGUCA
Molecule: messenger RNA, 1547 nt
Organism: Branchiostoma belcheri (Belcher's lancelet)
Lineage: Eukaryota; Metazoa; Chordata; Leptocardii; Amphioxiformes; Branchiostomatidae
Product: 2-aminoadipate transaminase-like
Exons: 10
Coding region: 236-1522 (428 amino acids)
Biological process (GO): biosynthetic process
Molecular function (GO): pyridoxal phosphate binding; L-2-aminoadipate:2-oxoglutarate transaminase activity
Source: RefSeq, a predicted model, not a curated record